Paraglomus brasilianum is the source of this 2418-nucleotide messenger RNA. NCBI's taxonomy places the organism in Eukaryota, Fungi, Glomeromycota, Glomeromycetes, Paraglomerales, Paraglomeraceae. The record is from the annotation of a GenBank genome assembly.
AUGAAUAAUAACAAGCCAAAUAAACCAUUUACUUUUGGUUUCUCACAGAGCUCGUCCAAUAAAAGCACGAAAUCAGUAUUCGAUACUGGCGAUUCUCCUCGUCAUAAGCUUCCGCCAUUAGAUCAAUCUUCAGAAGAUGAAUUGCAACCCAAGAAACGAAAGCUCGUUAAAUUGGACGACGACGAGCCAUUAGAAAGCAGUAAAACGGAAAGCAGGUCAACUGCAGGAGAGCGGGAAUACAAAGAACACGAGUUUGUUGGUGAUCUUGAAGACGAUAGGCCAGCACAGCCGACUACCUCGACAGGUAUAAGGGGGUUUGUACCGCAGGGAUAUAGUGGCAGUAGGGGGGUAGAAAAGCCUGUCUCUACAAAAUUGACAGCUCCCAAACCAACAGCACCACGAGAGAAUGAGGACGAAGAAGAGGAUGAUCCAUUGGAUGCGUUCAUGCUCGAUAUAGAUAAUCAAGUGAAGAAGGAGAGUAUGGAAGAUUCUCAAAAGGAAAAGAUACGUAGGGAUGAUAUUGAAGACGAAGAUUAUGUAGAGAGUUAUGUCAAACACAUGAAAAAGAGAGGCAUUGAAAUUGGCAAAAGUCAGAAACAGACAAUAGAAAGGGAUGAGAACGUUGACUCGGAUGAAGAAGUUUAUGCAACGGCACGAGCUAUUGAUGCACAAUUAGAAUAUGAUUCAGAUGAUAACCUUAUCGUGGAACCGAAACGCAAGGAUAUUGAGCCUCUCUCCGCCGUUGAUCAUUCGCAGAUCGAGUAUCCUGAGAUUGAGAAAUAUUUCUACGAAGAGCAUCCUGAAAUUGCUGCAAUGUCGGAAGAGAAAUUGAGGCAGAUUAGAAAGGAUUUAGACAUGCACGUCUCUGGUGUUGAUGUUGCUAAGCCAUGCAUCGCAUUUGCACAUUUUGGUUUUGAUGAAGCAUUAGUGGAUAAUAUUGUCAAGCAUGGUUACAGCGAACCUACAGCUAUUCAGAAGCAGGCGGUGCCGGUUGCUCUCUCAGGAAGAGAUAUUAUUGGAAUAGCCAAAACAGGUUCUGGUAAAACAGCAGCAUUCAUAUGGCCAAUGUUGAUUCAUAUCAUGGAUCAACCAGAGCUUCAAAGCGGCGAAGGCCCGAUAGGCUUAAUUUUGGCACCCACUAGGGAACUGGCCGGUCAAAUCUACACCGAGGCCAAGAAAUUUGCCAAAUGCUAUGGUCUGAGAGUUGCAGCUGUGUAUGGCGGUGCUUCAAAAAUGGACCAAUUCAAGGAGCUUCGGCCAGGUGGAAUUGAGAUUCUUGUCGGUACGCCGGGACGACUUAUUGAUAUGGUCAAAAUGAAAGCAACCAACUUUCGUAGAGUUAGUUUCUUAGUACUUGAUGAGGCCGAUCGAAUGUUUGAUCUUGGAUUUGAACCACAAGUGCGUUCUAUUUGUGACAAUAUUCGACCAGAUCGACAGACAUUACUAUUCAGCGCGACAUUUCCCAAGAAAGUAGAAAGACUCGCGCGUGAAGUUACCACAGCACCAAUCCGGAUAAGCAUUGGCAACGUUGGACAGGCGAAUACGGAUAUUACUCAAGUAAUAGAAAUAGUGCCCGAUGAUGGAUACAAAUGGGGAUGGCUUAUGGCUCACCUGGUUUCGUUGUGUCUCGAGGGAAGCGUUCUUAUUUUCGUUAGUCGUAAGGGCGGUGUCGACGAACUAUCGAUGAAUAUCAAAGAGAAUGGUUAUAAAUGUGGUGCUUUACAUGGUGACAUGCUUCAAUAUGAACGAGACAAAGUAUUAAGAGAAUACAAGAAUAACGAGUUUCCCAUAUUAGUAGCAACAGACGUUGCAGCGAGGGGGCUUGAUAUUAAAUCUGUCAAGACAGUGGUCAACUAUGACAUAGCACGGGACAUUGAUUCGCACGUGCAUCGUAUUGGGAGAACAGGAAGAGCAGGCGAAAAGGGAACUGCAUAUACUCUGAUAACACAAAAGGAGGACAGCUUUGCUGCUCAGUUGGUUAGGAAUUUGGAAACUUCUGGACAGACUGUUCCUGAUAAACUACUGGAAUUGGCAAUGAGGAAUUCAAAGUUUAGGAAAUCUCGACAGAUGAUUCGUGGGGGCGGCCGUGGUCGAGGAAACAGAGGCAAAGGUAAACGUGGUAGAGACUUCGGAGGGCGUGGAGGGAUAGGCGCAACUGGUGCAAACGCUAUCCCACGGGGCAAUACUACUCGAUUGCCGACUCAAAUUCCUCCGCCUCCGCCUUCACAAAGCAGCGAGAGUAGUUACUCUAGUCAUGGCAAUGUUUCAAGCACUCAAUCGCGGUAUCAGAUAAGUUUUCAAAAAGCCACAGCUGCCGAGCCUGCGUUGGGAAGCUUGCAUACUGGCAGUCAGAGUGGGCAGAGCGGGCAGAAUGCAGGGUCUAGCUCUUCGGUCAAGAAGAGACGGUGGGAUUCGUGA